Salvia miltiorrhiza (redroot sage) is the source of this 5581-nucleotide messenger RNA. RefSeq lists its product as uncharacterized. The transcript is spliced from 3 exons. NCBI's taxonomy places the organism in Eukaryota, Viridiplantae, Streptophyta, Magnoliopsida, Lamiales, Lamiaceae. The coding region runs from base 260 to 5353 and encodes 1697 amino acids. Gene Ontology annotation, molecular function: ATP binding; protein binding; protein kinase activity. Gene Ontology annotation, biological process: protein phosphorylation. The record is from RefSeq and is a predicted model, not a curated record.
UUAAUUCACAUAUUUUAGUUAAUCUUCGUGUCGAAAAGAAAUAAGCUAUUUUUGACGGGACGGAGGAAUAUAGAACAAGAUUAAAACUCACGGCAUUGGAAAACAUGGUCCUCUCUUGGUGGGGCACGCUAGUUGUGGAAAAGAAAUUAUUGGUGUAACGCCAUUGACUUGCUCCAAGUAAGUCUUUGGCAGUUUGGCACCACUUUUAUCCUCUUAGUUGCCUCAAAUCUGCUAAACAUGGCCCUUACUCACUACAACGAUGAUGUCCCACGCUCUUUCUCUUUACCUGGUCUUGCUCACCUGCAUAUUUUCAACAGUCCAAAUCAGCAGCGCCUUCACGCCGCCGGCCUACAUCGCCACGGAGUUGAUCCUCCUCAGCUGCGGCGCGUCGACAAUCACAAACGACACCAGCCUCCGGAGUUGGGUCGGCGAUACCCGUUCAAGAUUCAUGCCAUCAAACGCCUCCUCCAUAUCUUCAGCUUACGAAGCUUCCACUAUGGACCCUUCGGUUCCUUUAGUCCCUUACCAGACUGCUCGUCUCUUCCAUUCCGCUUUCACAUACACUUUUCCGCUCGCCACAGGCAAGAUAUUCCUCCGUCUUUACUUCUACCCCGACGCCUACUCCCACUACAACACUUCUCAAUCAGUUUUCUCUCUCUUUGCAAAUGAUUUCACUUUAUUAACAUACUUCAGCGCCUUUCUUUAUUCCAAGUACAACUCACUUCCUUCUUUCAACAAAGAGUUCAUCAUUAACAUCGACCAACAGCAGGGACUGAGACUAACAUUCUCCCCGAAUCCAAAUUUCUUUGCUUUCGUCAACGGGAUUGAAAUCGUUUCGGUUCCGGAUAAACUCUACUUCGAUGUGCCAAUCAAGGACAACGCGUAUCUCGAAGGUGUGACGUAUCUGCAACUGCAAAACAAUACGUCUUUGGAAAAUCUCUACCGCCUCAAUGUUGGCGGCGGCGCCGUCGGAAUUGCAGACGACAGCGGCAUGUUCCGGGGAUGGUCCCCAGAUAAUGAUUUCAUAUUCGGAGCGGAGUAUGGUUACACUCCCCACCUUGAGAAUACCGUGAUCAAGUACACGCGAGAAACUCCUCCUUACAGUGCGCCGCCGAUCGUGUACACGUCUGCGAGAGUGAUGGCGAACACCACCAUAAGUCUGGAGUGGGGAUUCCCUGUGGAUUCUGGGUCUUACUAUCUCCUCAGACUCCAUUUCUGCGAGUUCACGCUCGACGUCACCAAGCAAAACCAGAGGGUGUUCACCGUUGCUAUCAAUAAUCAGACGGCUGAGAUCGAGGUCGACGUCAUUACUUUGGCCGGCGGCCAUGAUAUUCCCAUCUUCAGAGACUAUGUAACGUGGGUUCCCGACGACGGUCGUCGUGGAAAGCAAGACCUGCGGCUUUCUUUGUUUCCGAUGCUUGAUGGAAUUCCGAAGUAUGAGAGCGCUCUGUUGAACGGGUUAGAAAUAUUUAAACUCGGUGAUGCGAAAGGGAGCCUUGCAGCCGUCCCGGAGCUCACGCCGCCGCCGCGGAAGAGAAAGAGUAUAAUUUACGCUGUUACAGGGAGUGUAGCCGGAGUUGUUACGGUGGUUGCAGCCAUUGCCUUCUUGAUCUUCCGGCGGCGGCGGAAAAUGAAGGACUCGGCGACGAGCGUCGCCAAGUCAUCGACGGGGUCAAGCUGGUCCAUCGCCAGAACUAGCGGAUCAGCUGCCAUCUCCCUGCCUACCGAUCUCUGCAGAUACUUCUCCUUCGACGACAUCAAAACCGCCACCCGCAACUUCGACCACAACUUCGUCAUCGGCAAGGGAGGCUUCGGCAACGUCUACAAAGGCCUCAUCGACCACGCCACCACCACCGUCGCGAUCAAGAGGCUCAACCCUUCCUCCAGCCAAGGCGCCUGCGAGUUCCUCACCGAGAUCGAGAUGCUCUCCAAGCUCCGCCACCUCCACCUGGUCUCCCUCAUCGGCUACUGCGACGACGACGGCGAGAUGAUCCUCGUCUACGACUACAUGGCCCACGGCUCCCUCCGCGACCACAUCAUCAACAACUCCGAGAAUUCACCAUUAACGUGGAAGCAGCGCCUCCAAAUUUCCAUGGGCGCUGCAAAAGGACUGCAAUAUCUCCACAGCGGCACCAAGCACGCCAUCAUCCACCGCGACGUCAAGUCCACCAACAUCCUUCUCGACCACAACUGGGUGGCCAAGAUUUCAGAUUUCGGGCUCUCCAAAAAGGGACACUCGAACGAUUCCUUCACGCACAUCAGCACCAACGUCAAAGGCACCUUCGGCUACUUGGAUCCCAAAUACCUUUCAACUAAUCAGUUGACCAGAAAAUCCGAUGUGUACGCAUUUGGAGUGGUUCUCUUCGAACUUCUCUCUGGAAGGCCUGCCGUGGAUGUGAGGCUCGACGAGGAGCAACAUAGCCUGGCCGGAUGGGCUCGAUUUUGUGUGCGUGAAGGGCAAGUGGAUCGACUCAUCGACACAAACCUCGCGGGGCAGAUUUCAGCAGCUUGUUUGAAUGUAUUUGUUGGAAUAGCAGGGAGAUGCAUACACAUUCAGCCACUAGAGAGGCCUACUAUGGCAGAUGUGGUGAUGGGCCUCGAAUUAGCGCUCGCGUUACAGCUGACAACAGAAGUGGAAGACAUAACUGAUCACUCUCAACAAGAAUCUGUAGCACCACAAACAAUCAAAGUGAAGGGUGAAUUAGAAGAGACGAAAUUAAUUAAAUGCUCCCAGUUGGAGUGUGCUAUUAAAGUGUUCGACAGAAUGCCUGAAAGGGAUUGCGUGUCUUGGACCAUGCUGAUUUCUGGAUAUUCGGUUAAUGGGAAAAUGGGUUGCCUCAAAUCUGCUAAAACAAGGCCCCUACUCACUACAACGAUGAUGUCCCACGCUCUUCACCUGUUCUUGCUCACCUCUAUAUUUUCAACAGCCCAAAUCAGCAGCGCCUCCACGCCGGCCUACACCGCCACGGAGUUGAUCCUCCUCAGCUGCGGCGCGUCGACAAUCGCAAACGACACCAGCCUCCGGAGUUGGGUCAGCGAUACCGGUUCAAGAUACAUGCCAUCAAACGCCGCCUCCAUAUCUUCAGCUUCCGAAGCUUCCACUAUGGACCCUUCGGUUUUUGCAGUCCCUUACCAGACUGCUCGUCUCAUCCAUUCCCCCUUCACAUACACUUUUCCGCUCACCACAGGCCAGAAAUUCCUCCGUCUUUACUUCUACGCCAACGCCUACGCCCACUACAACACUUCUCAAUCACUUUUCUCUCUCACUGCGAAUUCUUUCACCCUAUUGAGAAACUUCAGUGCUUUCCUUUACUUCAAGAACAAUUCAUAUCCUUCUUUUAAGAAAGAGUUCAUCAUUAACAUCGACCAACAGCAGAGACUGAGACUAACAUUCUCCCCGAAUCCAAAUUCCUUCGCUUUCAUCAACGGAAUUGAAAUAGUUUCAAUUCCGGAUAAACCCUACUUCAAGGGAAACGAUGUGACAAUCAAGGACGUGUAUCUCAACGGUCAGACGUAUCUGCAAAACAACACGGCUUUGGAAAAUCUCUACCGCCUCAAUGUCGGCGGCGAUGCCGUCGAAAUUGCACACGACAGCGGCCCCCGCGGCAUGUUCCGGCGGUGGACCCCAGAUGAUGAUUUCAUAUUCGGAGUCUUUGGUGGGUGGACGCCGCAUACAGAAAGAGUUUCCCUGUUAGAAUACACCACCACAACUCCUGCGUAUACAGCUCCGCCUAUGGUAUACACAUCUGCUAGAAUAGUGGACUUCCAAUUCGGAACAAGUUUAGAUUGGGGCUUCCCUGUUGAUUCUGGAUUCUUGUAUCUGCUCCGCUUCCACUUUUGUCAAGCUAUGUAUCAAAACGACUGUGUGUUUACAUUAUACAUCAAUAACAAGGAAGCGGAAAACGAACUCGAUGUUAUCCUCUUGGCCGGUGGCUCUUAUAUUCCCACCUUCAGAGACUACGUUACAAGGGUUCCUGAUGACGGAUAUAGUGGAAAGCAAGACCUGCGCCUACAUUUGGAAGCUUUCUUUGAGAAACAAAACACACUUGCCUGCGCGUCGCUAAAUGGCUUAGAAAUUUUCAAACUCAAUGAUUCCACAGGGAGUUUUGCAGCCACCAACCUCGAGCUCAUGGUGGAUUCUUCUCCGCCGGCGAAGAAGAAAAACGGCGUUGUGACAUAUGCUGUCGUAGGGAGUGUUGUCGGCGUACUUGCGGUGGUUGCAGCCAUUGGCUUCUUCAUUCUCCGGCGGCGGCAGAAAAUGAAGGACGCGGCCACGAGCAUCACCAAGUCAUCGUGGGCAACACUUUCCACCGCCAGAACUAGCGGAUCAUCAGCUGCCAUCUCCCUGCCCUCCGAUCUCUGCAGAUACUUCUCCUUCGACGACAUCAAAACCGCCACCCGCAACUUCGACCACAACUUCAUCAUCGGCAGGGGAGGCUUCGGCAACGUUUUCAAAGGCCUCAUUGACAACGCCACCACCACCGUCGCGAUCAAGAGGCUCAACCCCUCCUCCAGCCAAGGCGCCCGCGAGUUCCUCACCGAGAUCGAGAUGCUCUCCAAGCUCCGCCACCUCCACCUGGUCUCCCUCAUCGGCUACUGCGACGACGACGGUGAGAUGAUCCUCGUCUACGACUACAUGGCCAACGGCUCCCUCCGCGACCACAUCAUCAACAACUCCGAGAAUCCACCAUUAAUGUGGAAGCAGCGCCUCCAAAUUUCCAUGGGCGCUGCAAUAGGACUGCACUAUCUCCACAGCGGCACCAAGCACGCCAUCAUCCACCGCGACGUCAAGUCCACCAACAUCCUUCUCGACCACAACUGGGUGGCCAAGAUUUCAGAUUUCGGGCUCUCCAAAAAGGGACACUCGAACGAUUCCUUCACGCACAUCAGCACCAACGUCAAAGGCACCUUCGGCUACUUGGAUCCCAAAUACCUUUCAACCAAUCAAUUGACCAGAAAAUCCGAUGUGUACGCAUUUGGAGUGGUUCUCUUCGAACUUCUCUCUGGAAGGCCUGCCGUGGAUGUGAGGCUCGACGAGGAGCAACAUAGCCUGGCCGGAUGGGCUCGAUUUUGUGUGCGUGAAGGGCAAGUGGAUCGACUCAUCGACGCAAACCUCGCGGGGCAGAUUUCAGCAGCUUGUUUGAAUGUAUUUGUUGGAAUAGCAGGGAGAUGCAUACACAUUCAGCCACUAGAGAGGCCUACUAUGGCAGAUGUGGUGAUGGGCCUCGAAUUAGCGCUCGCGUUACAGCUGACAAUAGAGGUGGAAGACAUAACUGAUCACUCUCAACAAGAAUCUGUAGCACCACAAACAAUCAAAGUGAAGUGUGAAUUAGAAGAGACGAAAUUAAAAUAACAUGUAGUUUUUGUAUCAACAUCGAUAGGUAGUCUUGCCAAGUGACAAAUGUAUGUCAGUGUAGAUUUGUUUUCUCUAUAUUUUGGUAGGCCUGGGAAUCGGGUCGGGUUCGGGUACCCUACCCGAAAAAAUCGGGUACCCGAACCCGAAAAUUCCCAAAACCCUAUACCCGAUCCCGACCCCAAAAACGAAAUCGGGUACCCGAGUCGGGUAUUCGGGUACCCUAAU